GGUAUAGUAAGAAUAUGGCUCCUCAUUUCUCUUCCUUUUCUUCUUCAUUAUUGAUAUUGCUAUUAGGUUUUAUAUUUCACAUAGUUGAUGGAACAGAUCAAAUACUAAGUGCUCGUCUUCAUGUUGAUCUGAAAGCUCUCCAGCCCAAAGAUUCUUGUUCGCCUUCGGUCAAAGGAGCAGGAGUGAGCUCCGGUACAAACUGGACAAGCCUUCGCGUGGUUCACCGGCACGGCCCGUGCUCGCCGUUCGCCGGCCAACAGAAGCAGCUAUCCCAUGCUAAAAUACUCGACCUCGACCAAGCCCGCGUUGAUGACAUCCACCGCCGCGUCUCGCACUCCAAGCCGCUCGCCGCCUCCGACUCCGCCGCCUCAUUACCGGCCCGCAGCGGCGCAUACAUCGGCAGCGGCAACUAUGUCGUCACCGUCGGUUUUGGCACUCCGAAGAACGACCAGACCGUCAUCUUCGACACCGGAAGCAGCAUCUCUUGGAUCCAGUGCCAGCCCUGCGUGUCCUGCUACGAACAAGAAGCUCCCCUGUUCGACCCCUCCCGCUCUUCCACCUACGCCAACAUCUCCUGCGGCUCCUCGUUCUGCGAUGAGCUCGGCAAUGCCACAUGCUCUGGCUCCAACUGCAUGUACGGCGUCAAGUACCUCGACAACUCGUCCACCUUCGGCUUCUACGCGCAGGACACGCUCACUCUCUCCCCCGUUGACAGCAUCCCCGGAUUCCGCUUCGGAUGUGGCGAGAGAAACAUGGGCCUUUUCCACGGAAAUGACGGGCUCCUCGGCCUAGGCCCUCUGAAGCUGUCUCUCGUAUCACAGACGUACACCCAGUACGGCGGCGUCUUCUCAUACUGCUUGCCACUCACCUCCAGCUCCGUCGGCUACCUGGCCUUCGGUAGCUACCCCGCCGGCAAUCUCAUGCUCACGCCGAUGCUCUCCAAUGCAAGUCAACCUGCGUUUUACUACCUUGAAUUGACAGGCAUCAGCGUGGAUGGACAACUGCUCUCGGUGCCUCCCUCUAUUUUCGCCAACACCGGAACCUUCAUCGACUCCGGCACGGUGAUCACACGGCUUCCGGCGACGGCAUACUCCGCACUCAGGUCAGCCUUCCGGCAGAGAAUGACAGCAUACAAGUCUGCACCAGGGGCUGAACUGCUAGACACGUGCUACGACUUCAGUGGCUCCGGCGGCCAAGUGAGCAUCCCGACAGUGGCGCUACACCUGGGCGGUGACGUUACCAUUAACCUGAUGAUGGCCGGAAUUCUCUUCACAGUGAACUCAUCCCAAACGUGCCUCGCGUUUUCUAGCAAUGGAGACGACACCCGCAUGGGUAUCCUGGGGAAUACUCAACAGCGAGGCUUCAAUGUUGUCUACGAUAUCGACAACAAAGUCAUUGGGUUUGGCCCUGAAGGUUGCAGUUAGAUUGUAUCAAAUCCAUACUAGCAACGUCAUGUCCGAUACUACUAUAUCUAACGGGUAUCUUCAUCUAUAACCAUUAAUUCCUUCAUAUGCAACAAGAAGAGAUAGAAGAUUUCAGAUGAAGGUUCAAUAUAAAAGGGAAUGGUGUGCACGCCCAAACUAACAUCCACUUGACUACCUGGGAAAGUUAGAAACAAGAGAGAAGGAUCAAACACCAUAUAUAGUGCAGCGCACCACUAUGGUCUCCCUGUUUUAGUGUAGGCCUUCACCUUGUUUGGUUGUUUUGGAUUCAUCGCCUAGAUGACCUCGCAAACCCAAACUCAAGUCCAGAUCAUAAGCUGUAUUUCCUAACUCUGACAAUGUUUGAUCUUUGCUUGAGGCCCGGAGUGGAAUAGCUAUAGUACUGCUCAUGAGAACUUAAAAACUCUUCCAUCGAGAAGCCAAAAUUCAUCAGCAUGCACGAGAGCUAUAUCAAAAGGCAGAUCAUAGAGAUAAUCUAAACUAUGCUUUGAACAAAUUAUUGAUAAACAAUUGGUAGGAUAACCAGUUUGGAUAAUGAUUGCAUGAACUUAUCCU
Zingiber officinale is the source of this 1997-nucleotide messenger RNA. RefSeq names its product aspartyl protease family protein At5g10770-like. Gene Ontology annotation, molecular function: aspartic-type endopeptidase activity. The coding region runs from base 15 to 1424 and encodes 469 amino acids. NCBI's taxonomy places the organism in Eukaryota, Viridiplantae, Streptophyta, Magnoliopsida, Zingiberales, Zingiberaceae. Gene Ontology annotation, biological process: proteolysis. The transcript is spliced from 2 exons. The record is from RefSeq and is a predicted model, not a curated record.